This is a messenger RNA of Arabidopsis thaliana (thale cress), 1791 nucleotides long. Its product is annotated as Glycosyl hydrolase superfamily protein. Gene Ontology annotation, biological process: carbohydrate metabolic process. The coding region runs from base 247 to 1527 and encodes 426 amino acids. Gene Ontology annotation, cellular component: plasma membrane. Gene Ontology annotation, molecular function: hydrolase activity, hydrolyzing O-glycosyl compounds; glucan endo-1,3-beta-D-glucosidase activity. The transcript is spliced from 2 exons. The record is from RefSeq and is marked reviewed. NCBI's taxonomy places the organism in Eukaryota, Viridiplantae, Streptophyta, Magnoliopsida, Brassicales, Brassicaceae.
ACAAUUUAUAAUAUACACACAAAACUACAUCGAGAUUCCCUCCUUAAAUAACCGACUCAAAAAAUAUCCGAAAUCAAAACGAUUUAAUAAAAAACCAAAAUAGUAAGCAAAAUAACGAAUCACAAUAUCACAUUCACACUACCUCAGCUUCCGACCACCUCCACUGUUAAUAAACUCAAACCUCUGCAAUUGUCUUCUUCUCUUCAACUCCAUCAUCUCCACCACCGGCAUUCUCGCCGGAAUCCAAUGGAGCUUACCAGCUUCCAUCGCUCUUCUCUCUUAUUCCUCAUCUCACUAACAUUGAUCAUUCUCCCGACGACAACAACUUCAAUCGGAGUAAACUACGGUCAAAUCGGAGACAACCUCCCCUCCCCAACCGACGUAAUCCCACUAAUAAAAUCAAUCGGAGCAACAAAAGUAAAACUCUACGACGCAAAUCCACAAAUCCUCAAAGCUUUCUCCAACACCGGAAUCGAAUUCAUCAUCGGACUCGGCAACGAAUACCUCUCCAAAAUGAAAGAUCCUUCAAAAGCCUUAACAUGGAUCAAACAAAACGUUACUCCAUUUUUACCUGCGACUAACAUCACAUGCAUAACUAUCGGUAACGAAAUCCUCGCUCUCAACGACUCUUCACUCACUACCAAUCUCCUCCCAGCGAUGCAAGGAGUUCACUCUGCUUUAAUCACCGCCGGUCUCUCCGAUCAAAUCUCCGUCACCACCGCGCAUUCUCUCUCGAUCCUCAAAUCCUCAUUCCCACCUUCCGCCGGCGAGUUUCAACCGGAUCUACUCGAUUCGCUAACUCCGAUCUUAGAAUUUCACCGGAAAACUGAUUCUCCGUUCUUAAUCAACGCGUAUCCUUUCUUCGCUUACAAAGGAAACCCUAAAGAAGUUCCUUUAGAUUUCGUUCUGUUUCAACCUAAUCAAGGAAUCGUAGAUCCGGCCACCGGUUUUCACUACGAUAACAUGUUGUUCGCUCAGAUCGACGCUGUCUACUCUGCUUUAGCGGCGGCGGGGUUUAAAUCGUUGAGAGUUGAGAUAUCGGAGACUGGGUGGCCAUCGAAAGGUGACGACGAUGAGGUCGGAGCUACGCCGGAGAAUGCGAAGAGGUAUAACGGAAACUUGAUUAAGAUGAUGAUGAGUGGUAAAAAGACUAAAACGCCCUUGAAGCCUAAUAAUGAUCUAAGUAUUUACGUUUUUGCCCUUUUUAAUGAGAAUUUGAAACCUGGUCCGACGUCGGAGAGGAAUUAUGGCUUGUUUAAACCUGAUGGGACUCAGGCUUAUUCACUUGGGUUUGCUUUAAACGAUGUCGUGAGAGGUGCUAGUGGUGGUGGUACCGGUGGUGGGAAUAGUAGUAGCGGUGGAGGAAGGGAUAAGUCACCGGUGUUUCCGGUUUCUCCGGUGGCCCCGGAUAGUGCGUCCACUGGUUAUUUAGCAAUUUCGGCUUCUCCGGUAACGGGGAAAAGAAAAGGGAAAGGGGCAAUAUUGUCAUUGGUGGUGAGCAUGUUACUGGCGAGACACUUACUUUGAUUACACGAAACUCGAGUUUAACUUACUAGAAGUUAAAGUUGUCCUGAAGCCAUUUGCAUUCUUCUAAAUUCCAGAUAUUUUUUUUACUUGAGCUAUUUUCACGGCUAUUUUUCGUUUUUAUUACUCCUAUAAUCUUUAUGUUAGAAAUUCAUUUUGCACCUUAUGUAGUAUGAGGAAUUGAGGAUCACACAUUUAAUUCACUUCUAUAUUCCCAAUCAAUAAUAUGUUUUUCACUGCCCAAAUUUUUUCCCUCACUGGGAAAAA